UAGUAAUUUAUAAUGUCUGUUCCUAUUCCUCAAAACCCAGAUCCUGAGCAGUUUCAUGACCUCGAGAAGUUAAGCUCUAUCGUUAACAGCCAGGACAUUCACGGAAGUGAUCGCGAUUCAAUCCAUUCCACAGACCACGAUGAAAUUUCCCGCACUCCCUCUCAACGCCAGAAUAGCCAUAAGUCGCUAGGCACUGCCAUCUCCAGAGUUUUUUCGGCUCGGUCCAAUGCUUCCCUUCAAGAUCCAGGCCCUCCCCCGGACAAAGGCAUCAAGGCCUGGACUCAAGCUUUCAUGGGCCAUCUGGUCGUUUUCAACACUUGGGGAUUGAUCGCAUCCUUUGGCGUCUUCCAGACACAUUAUACCUCGAAUCUUGGACUCAAUCCCUCCGCUGUCUCGUGGAUUGGAUCCAUGCAGAUGCUAGGACAUUUCUUCUUCGGAAUGUUUUCUGGACGUGCGCUGGAUGCUGGGCACUUCCAUUGGGUAGUCAUACCUGGAGUUUUCUUAGCCGCUUUAGGCAUGUUUAUGGCAUCUCUAAGCUCUCAGUAUUACCAAUUCUUCCUUGCGCAAGGCGUACUUACCGGCCUGGGAUGUGGACUCCAAUUCACACCCGCCAUGUCCCUCGUUACAACGUACUUCUCCAAGAAUCGGAGUGUGGCAGUAGCCAUCGUCGCUUCUGGCUCCGCAACUGGAGGAAUGGUUUACCCUUCUAUCGCACGCCAGCUCUUGCCCAAAAUAGGCUUUCCAUGGACCGUACGAGUGAUGGGCUUCCUGAUGCUGGCUGUAGGAGCCUUAUACCUCCUUGGCGUCUUCCUCGUAACCCUGGGGCAAUUCUUUGCAUUCUACUACGUUGGUACUUAUGGCAUAGAUGUCAUCGGAGUGUCUUACAGUACAUCCGUCAACCUCCUCAUGAUCAUGAACGGGCUCGGACUCAUCGGCCGCCUCAUCCCAUCCUAUUUCGCAGACCUCAAGUUUGGACCACACAACACACUCAUCCCGUUCGCGUUCAUCAGCGCAAUUGUCAUUUACUGUUGGUCCGCUGUUCGUACAGUCAACGGACUCUACGCCUUCUCUAUCACAUAUGGUCUCUUUACCGCAGGAUUCCAGGGGCUUUUUCCAUCUACCCUGAGUUCACUGACUAAGGACUUGAGUAAAGUUGGGGUGCGGAACGGUAUGGGGUUUGCAGUCACGGGUAUUGCGACGUUGAUUGGGCCGCCGAUAUCUGGGGCGCUGAUUCAAAGGAAUGGAGGGAUUUAUUUUACGGCGCAGAUGUGGGCUGGUAGUAUGAUUGUGGCGGGCUCCGUCGUUCUUAUUAUUGGUAGGAUUAGUCGGACGGGGUGGGUGCUACGGGCGAGGGUUUAGGUAAAUAUCAUCCCUGGUUCCUGAAUUGAACUAGA
Lindgomyces ingoldianus is the source of this 1394-nucleotide messenger RNA. Its product is annotated as MFS general substrate transporter. Gene Ontology annotation, biological process: transmembrane transport. The transcript has 2 exons. The record is from RefSeq and is a predicted model, not a curated record. Gene Ontology annotation, cellular component: fungal-type vacuole membrane. NCBI's taxonomy places the organism in Eukaryota, Fungi, Ascomycota, Dothideomycetes, Pleosporales, Lindgomycetaceae. Gene Ontology annotation, molecular function: transmembrane transporter activity. Bases 13 to 1359 code for a protein of 448 amino acids.